This is a messenger RNA of Drosophila persimilis, 1737 nucleotides long. RefSeq names its product Golgi reassembly-stacking protein 2 (gene Grasp65). Gene Ontology annotation, biological process: Golgi organization. The record is from RefSeq and is a predicted model, not a curated record. Gene Ontology annotation, cellular component: Golgi apparatus. Lineage: Eukaryota; Metazoa; Arthropoda; Insecta; Diptera; Drosophilidae. Bases 58 to 1530 code for a protein of 490 amino acids. Gene Ontology annotation, molecular function: protein binding. The transcript is spliced from 2 exons.
UUAUUUAAAAACACUGCAUUUAAUAGUGCAUUUCGAAUAAUUUGACGCAAUCAAACGAUGGGUUCGAGUCACAGCAUACACGUACCCGGUGGGGGCACAGAAGGUUACCACGUACUCAAAGUGCAAGACAACUCGCCGGGCCAGAAGGCCGGACUGGAGGCCUUCUUUGACUUCAUUGUGGCAAUUGCCGGCACUCGGCUGGACCAGGACAACGACAUGCUCAAGGAGCUGCUGCGUCAGAACGUUGACAAGCCCGUCCGUCUCACCGUCUACUCCAGCAAAACACAAACUGUGCGGGAGCUGACCCUGACUCCAAGCACUAGCUGGGGUGGCCAGGGACUGCUGGGGGUUAGCAUUCGUUUCUGUUCGUUCGAAGGGGCCAACGAGAGCGUGUGGCACAUACUGGAGGUGCAUCCCAACUCUCCGGCGGAGCUGGCCGGACUCCGGGCCUACAGCGACUAUGUAAUUGGAGCGGAUGCCAUACGCCACGAGAACGACGACCUGUUCACGCUGAUCGACACGCACGAGCAGCAGCCGCUGAAAAUGUACGUCUACAAUCUGGACGACGAUGCUUGCCGCGAGGUGACGAUCAAGCCCAACACGGCCUGGGGAGGAGAGGGUGCUCUCGGCUGUGGCAUUGGCUUCGGCUAUCUGCAUCGCAUCCCGGUGCAGGCAGUCCCCGUCCCAGCCUCUUCGGCCUCGGUUGCUACUGCAGCUGAGGCCGCUCCAUUGCUGACGAGCGGAGGCGGACCGGCACCUGCCCCUGUGGCAGUUGCCGGCUCUGCUGUCGUCUCACCAACGUUGCCUUACAUACCGCCUCUGGCCAACACCUUUGCAUCGACAAAUGCCGAGAUAAGACCACCAACCAUUGAGCCGCCAGCCCAGAGCCUAUUCAAGACAUAUUUCAAUCCGGACGAAUCAACAGAUGCUCUCACCGCGGCGUUGGAAACUCAGGCAGCCAUUGGAGAGCCCCAGCUACCAGCCCCCUCAGGCAACAUACCGGCUCCAGCUCCUAUUCCUGCUGCACUAAUUGCUCAUCCUUCGCCUGCGACUGUGGCUGGACCUCUGGCUGGUGUUUUUGCUCCACCUCCGCCUGCUGCAGCUCCAGCCGUAGUUGAGGCUCAAGCGCAGUCUGUACCGCCACCAGCGAAUAUCUUCAUACCAGGCGUCUACGAUCCCAACACACAGCACAAUGCGAGCGUGGCCCUCGGUGGAAUACCGGCAGCCCAGCUGCCGUUCCCACAGGCCACUGCGGCGCCACCACAGCUGCCUCCUGCAGCCGUGCCAAUGUUCUCCACAUCACAACAGGCCUACAUGUCGGCUCCGGCGGCUCUCUCUUAUCCGGCUGCUCAGACGGUGCCGUCGUAUCCGCAGGUGCAGCCCUCCAUGGGCGGCCUGUUUCCCACGCAGCCAACGCCGCUGCCACCACAAAUGGCCCAUGUGUUCUCACCACCGCAGGCGCAGUCGCAGCCGCCCCCAUCUGGCAGCGAACAGCAGCAGCAAUCGGCUACAACUCAGGCCGGCAACUAAGACCACAUCCACAUCUGAGCGGCGCUGUGUUGUCGAAUUGGACAAAUUGUCGUUAAGCUUUUAUCUUUCAUCUGAUUAUUUUUUACGAUGGCGAUACCCAAGGCCACGAACGGGGAGACAAGGCAGAAUGCUGACAUAACAUCAAUGGUACCCGCAGCAGAAAAAUAUGUAAAUGGCAUUCGUAAUAUAAUAUAAAUUAACUAUUGU